Molecule: messenger RNA, 895 nt
Organism: Cokeromyces recurvatus
Lineage: Eukaryota; Fungi; Mucoromycota; Mucoromycetes; Mucorales; Mucoraceae
Product: ribosome recycling factor domain-containing protein
Exons: 5
Coding region: 60-806 (248 amino acids)
Biological process (GO): translation
Cellular component (GO): mitochondrion
Molecular function (GO): ribosomal large subunit binding
Source: RefSeq, a predicted model, not a curated record
GCAUUAUUAAAUUACCCUAUUUUUUUUUUUUUAAAAAAAAAAAGACAUCAUAAACUAAAAUGUCAUUGCGAUUAUUAAGAUCAGUUGCCAUGCUUCAAGGUGUUUUAAAACCAGCUGCAGUAAUAGCCCCUAGAAUGACGCCAGCUAAGGCCGUUUGGCAACGUCCGGUUUUGACAACAGCUGCACGAUUUUAUGCAAAAAAUAAUAAGAAAAAGCAUCAAUUUGUAGAAUCACAAACUAAGAAAGAGCAAAGCCAAGUUCUUCAAUUCGAUGAAGAAAACUUUCAAGCACGUUUUGAUCAAUCAAUUAAUCAAUUAAAAGAGCAUUUAGCCAAUAUACGUAUUGGUCGAGCUACUCCCUCUUUAUUAGACAAUGUUCGAGUUCGUAUAGAAAACUCCCAUUAUCCUAUAAAAGAUCUUGCACAAAUCACGGUUAGAGAUCCUCAAACUUUAAUCGUCACUGUUCAUGAUGGCGAAUAUAUUUCAGCUGUCGAUAAAAGCAUUCGUGAAGCAGGAUUAAAUUUAAAUCCAAUUUUAGACAAUAAAAUCAUCAAAGUUCCUAUACCAAAAGCUACAAAGGAGACUCGUGAUAAACUAGCUAAACUUGUUAGUUCAACAGGCGAACAAACAAAGCACAAAAUUAGAUCUAUUCGUCAAGACGGUAUGAAGCAACUAAAACAUGAUAUGAGACAUACUUCAGCAGAUGAUAUCAAAAAAUUAGAUAAACUUGUGCAAAAUACGACAGAUAAAUAUAACAAAAUGGUCGAGGAAUUAUUAAAAACUAAAAUAAAAGAAAUUCAAUCUUAAUAAACGGUAGUUUUUACUUUGUUUCUUCCACCCCCUCUCUUUCCCCCCCCCUUGAUUGAUCCGAUUAAAGAAAUUAUCGAAAAAACGGC